Molecule: messenger RNA, 2707 nt
Organism: Mugil cephalus (flathead mullet)
Lineage: Eukaryota; Metazoa; Chordata; Actinopteri; Mugiliformes; Mugilidae
Exons: 9
Coding region: 750-1559 (269 amino acids)
Biological process (GO): response to bacterium
Source: RefSeq, a predicted model, not a curated record
CAAUCACCAGCUAGCUUGCCGUUGAUGGAAAAUAGUGUGUAACUCAUAACUUGUGUGAGAAGGACGUGUGAAGCUGCCUUUCAGCCCCGGGUCAUCGUCAGACAUGGACGGACUGUGGAUUAUUCUCGUUGCUCUCUCAGGAGUUGUUUCCUCCAGUCAUGGUUGGAUUCCUGUACCAACACUAAAGGUGACAGUCAGACCUGGAGACAACGUCACUCUCUACUGUGACUGCAGACAAUCUGGAGUAUACACAGCAUGGUUCAGGAACUGUUCCCAUGAGAACCAGCCUACUCUUGUUCUAAGUUUAAUAGAUCCCAAACUGUGGACUUCUGCAGGUCUUGUACUUCGUCCUCGUUUUGAAUUUGUGAAGAACAAUUCCACUGAUUCCUAUGACCUGCUGAUCACCAACGUCACUGAUUCGGAUGAAGGUCUCUACUACUGUGGAACUGAAAAACCAGUUGUGGAGGAUAAAGAAUACAUCACUACUAGACAUGUUUACACGUACGGCAACAUCACAACAAAAUUAAUAUUAGACUCCAGAGAUCCUUGUCCUCAUACCACUCCUUCAGACUGUAGUAUGUGCUGUAUGCUGCUGUACUCUCUGUGUCCAGUUUGCGCUGGUGUCUCCUCAUUUCUCUCCUCUCUGCUGGUUUAUCACUUCUGUAGGAAAAGAGCCAAAGACCAUCAGGUUGAUGAGCAAAAUGCUGACAGUGGUCAAACAAGACUGAAUCAGGGUGAAGACGUGUGUUAUGCCGCGCUGGAAAUCCGUAGGCCAUCACAGAGACCAAAGAAUAAAAGACAGAGUUCUGACUUCAGCACAUAUUCUGCCGUCAACACUUCUAGGAGGAGUUGUUUCCUUCAGUCAUGGUUGGAUUUCUGUACCAACACUGGAGGUGACAGUCAGACCUGGAGACAACAUCACUCUCUACUGUGACUGCAGACCAUCACGUGGAGAACACAUAGUGUGGUUCAGGAACUGUUCCCAUGAGUACCAGCCUACUCUUGUUCUAGAUUCAACAGGUGAGAAAUUGUGGAGUUCUGCAGGCCUUAUACUACGUCCUCGUUUUGACCUGGUGAAGAACAAUUACACUGAUUCCUAUGGCCUGCUGAUCACCAACGUCACUGAUUCUGAUGAAGGUCUCUACUACUGUGCAACUGAAAAGACCAAGGUGGAGGAUAAAGAAUACAACACUAGAAGACAUAUUUACACAUAUGGCAACAUCACAACAAAAAUCAUAUUAGACUCCAGAGAUCCUCGUCCUCAUACCACUCCUUCAGACUGUAGUAUGUGCUGGAUGCUGCUGUACUCUCUGUGUCCAGUUUGCGCUGGUGUCUCCUCAUUUCUCUCCUCUCUGCUGGUUUAUCACUUCUGUAGGAAAAGAGCUAAAGACCAUCAGGUUGAUGAGCAAAAUGCUGACACUGGUCAAACAAGACUGAAUCAGGGUGAAGACGUGUGUUAUGCUGCGCUGGAAAUCCGUCAGCCAUCACAGAGACCAAAGAAUAAAAGACAGAGUUCUGACUUCAGCACAUAUUCUGCCGUCAACACUUCUAGGAUGUAAGAGCCUGUGACACAUGAAAUGGAUUUAUGGCAGUACUGUAGAUUAGAUAGGAUGAGUUGUACAAUAGACAUUUAAAUCUGAUCAACAAUCUGCAGCUUAUACUGUAGCUCAGCCCGCUGAAAAUGCUUUUCAAAAUGAACAAGCAAGCACAUUGUUCCAUACAGUGCCUACAGACAAAGCUGGUAUAUCACCACAAGAACACAUAUUUUCAAUAAUUUCUCCAGUAAAUAUAUCAAUAAAUCCAUAUUGGAUAUGGAAGAACUAAGUACAGUCUUGGCCCGGGAACACAGCAGAAAUGAAUGCUUUGUGACAGUGAAAUCUAUAUUCUUGACCUGAGUACAUAGUGUAGCGUCUCACUUCAAGGAAAGUACGGAGGCUUUUCUGCCAAGUCCACGUCAACAUCAUAAACACCGUCAGUCGGAUUCUUCUACAUUGCAUCUCUCGCUCGGCAAACUCUCAGCUCUACCAACUUCCAUCUCUGGCAUGGUGCAUUAACUGACAUCAAGGACAAAAAAAUUAUAUGAGCAGACAUGCUAAUCAGUAGUUUAGCUUAUAUAAAUAUAGUAUUUUAUAGUACUUCACUUUGUGUUGUAAGACAGGAUAGUGUAACGUAUAAGGUGCACUGUGUAGUGUAAUAAAAAUGUGGUAUGAAGCCUUUUCUGUGUGUAGUAGCUGAAGGUCUAAUAACUUUGACAUGAAAUUUACCAGCAAAUUGUUGAUUCACAGCCUCUUUCUCUUUGUUACCGCAGGGGAAAUUGUGACUGCUGUAGAGAGGAUUUGGGCCGUUCCUUUGUUAGUGUCUGUUAGCGUUAGCGGAUGCCUUUUCAGAUGAGUGUGCAUUGCAGUUGUACUUUUGUUGUAUUUCAGGACUGACUUACCUAUUCUGCAUGUCACGGUAGAAUCGGCUUCAUCUUUAGUGAGGUAUUUCUAUACACUUGAUGAACCGCUGCUAGUUUAAGGUCCAUGUUGUUAUUGUCAUGUGAUCAACGACUAGUCCACCUUCUGAAACCUGAGCUUUAGUAUGUUAUGCAUAUUUAAUUUCUCCAAGAUAUUUGGGAUUGGUAGGACCUAAGAAGUAUAAAAACUCAGCAACAUCUUUGACUAAUCUUUGUCUAAUGAGCUUUAAUAAAUAAGUUUUAAUUGUAAAA